AUGGUGUUCAUUUGGCUGAUCGUUCUCCUUAAGUUCGUAAUUUCGGAACGGCGCUUCUUUCUGUCUAAGCACAGUAAUUGGAUAAGCCUUCACCAGAACUGGCAAAAUGGCGAUAUCCCAUGCCGAGGUAACAGUAAACACACAUAGAGAGAACAAAAACAAAGUUAUCCAGGAGACCAUGUACGGUUCGAGGAGCACGAAAGAGUGGUCGCCUUCAUGGACAGCGAGAUCGAGGUGAUUCCAGGGAUGAUGACCCAUCAGCAACUGUUUUGAGGCCGACCAAAUCGUUCUGCCGAAUGACGGCGUUCUGACUUUUCCCUCGGACGGGGUGCGAUUGGGGAUGCCAGCCAAGUGGCAAUGCGAAGCUCGAAAAACUCCUGAAGGUGCGUUUUCUAUUUUCUUCGAUGUUAAUCUAGUCAUUUUCCAAACAUAGAAGUAUAUCAAAUUGAAUGAGUUUUGAUAAGGCUCUUGUGAACGCUCAGAGUAAGAAUUCUUUGAGCUUGGAAAUCAAGUUGAGUUUCCUUUUAGCCGUGAACAAGGCUGAAACACCUAUCAAAUUUUUAGACGUAGAAGACUUUAAUUUUGAUAGUCGAAUAAGUAAUUCCAGAUGUUUUCUUCAAACCCGACCCCUACUCACCGUCGUUCUUCGAUCCGAAGACCUGGGAGUCUCCUCCGGGGGCUUUCCUUCACAUGCACCAAGUGCCUUCUGUCAAUGUCAGCCCUGCAUAUUCGAAUUCUCGAAACGUCCGUUUCAGGACGACAUCUUGUUACCGACAAUUUCCGUUUUGCAAUUGUACAUGGAUGUUCCUGGUAAAGUAAACUCGAUCACCUGGUACGACGACAACGUGAGUUCACAAAAACUUAAUUUUUUCAUACGAAAGCUUUGUUAGAGGGAUAUGAAAAAUCCACUUGAAAUCUCACGAAUUUUUAAAAAAAUUAGAAUGCAGAAUCUUCCAUAAUCGUUUCAGUAAAAGUUUAUUAUUCUGAAUUAUAAGAAAAAAAAGGACCCGUGCUGUAAAGUAACAUAGAAUCUUCACGAAGAUACUCGUCGGUUUGGAGCAACGGAAAUAGGCAAAAAAAAAAGAGAGAGAGAGAGAGAGAGAGAGAGAGAGAAAAAAACGUCUUUCCGUAUAAGAAGAAGAAGUGACACGUGUGCGGAAGGAAGCGUUUUUGAGAAUCAAAAUAUAAAUGAGAGGAGGGCCGAGUAAAUCGGAGAAGCUCAUGGAAAUCUCGAGUAGUAUAUAAAAUGUUGUUUUUGGGACACGUUUUUGCCCUAAUGACGUUUUCUGCACUUUUUGGUUCUUUUAAUGUUUUCAUAAAACAAAAAUAUGUCUUACACGGGAACUGCGAAAGGUCAAGGUAUUGGAAUUUGAUGAAACUUUGUAUAUAGGUACUUUCGAACACCCUGAAUCUAAAGAAAUUGAAAAAAAUGCGCCUUUUUGGUUCUAGUUGAGUUAUGGCGCCUCAAAGUUUGCACGCAAAAAACGCACUGAAUGGAACUCGAUUCGCUUAUGGGAGGAAUGUGUUGCGGCGGCUCACUCCAGCUGCCAGCAGGCGGCGUGGUGUAGUGGUUAG
Messenger RNA from Caenorhabditis auriculariae, 1575 nucleotides. The record is from the annotation of a GenBank genome assembly. NCBI's taxonomy places the organism in Eukaryota, Metazoa, Nematoda, Chromadorea, Rhabditida, Rhabditidae.